CGCCCUUUCGUCGGUCUUCUUAUGAAAUUAAAUCAAAUUCAUAAUAUACAUGGUUCCUACUGAGUCUCUUUGAGUGAUUACUCUUUAAAACUGUAUAUUAUCAUGGCCGCAUUAAGAAAUAUCGUCACCUAAUAGUUUUUAUUUUAUAUCUUUUUUGUGGUGAACAAACAAUUAAACGACGACCAAACGAUGAAGAACUGAGAUGUCGCGAUAUUUGGCUGCGCGGGCGGGUGGCGGGCAAAUUCCUCAGUUUCUGGAAAAAUGUAGAUGCUGCAACUGGGGAUGGGGAACCGUGUAAUGUAAUGUACACUCACUUAUAUUGGGGGGAUCUUAGUAUAUGUUUAAUAUUGGUUGUUAAAGCAGGAUGAACAUACUGCGCAACUGUGGUUUUGCUAUAAUAUUUGGUAAGGUUUCUUUCUGUAGUUUUUCGCCUGGGAAUUUUGACGGGAGGUGGACAUUGAGUGCAGCCCACGAUCACAUUAAUUUAAAAAAAUCGAAGUUUUUCCUUAAAUGAGCCCUUAGAGGGCACGGAGUUUAAGGUUUCAUUAUGGAAUUUAAGACCAUUAAAUGAAAUUUAGAAAACUAAAAUGAUUUCUUCAAGAAUUGAAACUUGGCUGGCAGCAACAUGGCACCUCAAAGUUCCUUCACAUUGGCUUCAAGCAUGUGUAGAGUGGAUUCAACAGGAGAACCAAGGUGCUGCUUUAACACAGGCCCAAAUCAACAAACAAGUUUUUGAGCAAUGGCUUCUUACUGAUCUCCGAGAUCUGGAGCACCCUGUUUUGCCAGAUGGAAUCUCGGAAAUGCAGAAGUGUGAGCUCAGUGGAUUUCACUGCUUGCAGAUUGAUUCCUUAGUUGAUGUCAGUCAAGCUGCAUACAGCCAGCUGCAAAAAAUCAGGGAGAAGGACACCACUAAUGAACAAGUGACAUCAACGCAGAUAUCCCAGAGAUCUUGGGAAGCAAAACCAACCCGAAUGUUGAUGCUACAAUUAACAGAUGGAGUUCAGGAGCUCCAAGCUAUGGAGUACCAGUCUAUUCCUGCUCUCAAUAGCAGCCUUUCACCAGGCACAAAAGUCUUGUUGCUGGGUAAUAUCACCUGCCGAUUAGGACUUCUGCUUCUUAAACCUGAAAAUGUGAGGGUGCUGGGAGGUGAAGUGGAGUCUCUUGUCGAAGAAAACUCCCAAGAGCGAAUACUUGCAAGGUUAAUUGGGGAACCAUAUGACACUGCUGUAACUAGAGUGAAUAAUAAUAAUCAAAAUGGAGUUGAAAGGGCUGAUGGAAUGCCCCAGCUUUUGGGACCUUCAGAUGAUGAGCUGCUGGCUAGUUUUGAUGAAGAUGAUCUAGUUUUAGAGUCCAGGAUGGAUUCUGAAAGUGGGUAUUGUAGUAAAACUGGCACUUCACUCAGUAUUUCAAAUUACACACAGCCUCCAACAGGUGCAUUAGAUAGCAGAUGGCAAAGUAUGGAGCCCCAGACUCCAGAAAUUUCUAGAGAAUUUCAAAGUGAAAAUAGAGAAUUAUUAGAUUAUAAAGAUGAGGACUUUGACGAGUUUCCCUUGGAUGAAUUGGAUGAUGAUUUGUUCUUGCAGAGUGAAAUGAAUGCAGAAAUUGAGUCUGAUGGAGCAAUGAUCCAAUCCCCAAAAUCUCUCAAAUCCUCAGAGGAACUGCAGAGAAGUAAUACAAAGCAAGAUGCAGAAUCAACAACCAAUAGAUCCAAUCCAUGCCAAGAGCAAAAUGUAAAAACUGCUGAUAAUACUGCUGGCUAUAGAUUACAAAGCCAAGUUAAACUUCUUGGAAGUGGCAUAUAUACUGAAAAUGCAGGGUCAAGUUCCAUGCAAAGUUACCCAAAUGUUCAAGAAUCUCUCAAUUACCUGAAAAAGACAGGCAUCAGUCCAGUGGAAAGAAAAAAUAAUACAAACAUUCUCAGUCUGGAACUGGAAAAUAAGCAGCUUAAAUCUUCAGUACUGUCCUUUGACAGUAGACUGAAGCAUGAUACUAAUCCUGAAAAUCUGUGCACCAUGUCUGAGGUAAUUUCAGGUUCCUCCAGCAAUGUUGGCAGUUUUCAUCACGACUGUGUCAGAAGAAGCAGUAUGAAUGGAAGAAAGUCCAACAGUGGAUCUGUAGGAUUGAACUCUGCACCAUUUACGUACCUAAAUAUUCUUUUAGAUGAGAAACCUGAUGUAAUAACUGUGGUACAAAUCAAAGGCUUCAUUGUUACUUUACUAAAUAAACUCACAAGUGAUGGUGGUCUGUGGAGUAUUAAAGUUAGAAUAUCAGAUGGUACUGCCUACAUGGAUGUAGAACUUGGCAAUGAUAUUUUGAGAAGCUUAAUUGGCUUCUCAGUGGCUGAAAUGAGAGUUUCAGUAAAAUGUCCAAACCAACAGCAAAAGGUAACUUCAGGGUUGCAAAAAUGCCAACGGGAGUUGGUAGACCUCUGCUGUCUAAUGACUAUUGAAUUUAACCCAAAUGUAACUACCACGAGAGUUCUGGCUCUUCACGAAGUAAGUCUAGAAGAUCUUCAGCAUUUAGAACGUCGUGUACGUGACAAAAGGACUGUGCUUAAAUAAUUAAGCAAGUGGAGUUUGAGACUUUUGGCAUGUGCCCUUGCAUUACAGCUUUGGAAGGUGAUUUUAAUCAUAUUAAAAAUACAUGUUGACUUUAACUUGUGAAAUUUGACUUCUUAAAAAUAAACAACUUUUUAAAUGUU
This is a messenger RNA of Carcharodon carcharias (great white shark), 2701 nucleotides long. It is a transcript of the gene rmi1, whose product is annotated as RMI1, RecQ mediated genome instability 1, homolog (S. cerevisiae). Gene Ontology annotation, molecular function: nucleotide binding. The transcript is spliced from 2 exons. Gene Ontology annotation, biological process: double-strand break repair via homologous recombination; resolution of meiotic recombination intermediates. Lineage: Eukaryota; Metazoa; Chordata; Chondrichthyes; Lamniformes; Lamnidae. The coding region runs from base 588 to 2561 and encodes 657 amino acids. Gene Ontology annotation, cellular component: RecQ family helicase-topoisomerase III complex; nuclear body. The record is from RefSeq and is a predicted model, not a curated record.